AUGCCCAACUUGCUCGAGAUUCCUUUCAAGAGGACACACAACGUGCCUAUCCGGCAGACUGUCCGGGAAUACAUCCUCGCCAACCACUCUGAUGUCCAUCCAGAUGCCUUCAAAUGGGACAUCAACCAGUGGGGGACCCUGCGAAAGCAGGCCGUCGACCGCACUGUCCACGUAGACCACGUAAAGGUAUCCCUCGGCUAUCACGCACAGCUGGUCUUCAUUCUGACAAAGUUGCCUGUCGACAUCGGACUCGAUAUCCCUUACACCCCACUAUUCAGUCCCGAUGGGCCCCCGAUCACUUUGCGGAACCUGGCUUACGAGAGGGCCGCAGUGUUAUUCAACCUUGCCGCGCUGUAUUCUCAGCUGGCUCACAGAGAGGACCGCUCCACGGCAGAUGGCCUCAAACGCACGGUCGCAUAUUUUCAGAGUGCAGCGGGAACUUUGAGCCAUUUGUCGACGUCUGCAGCCCAGAAGCUCGAGGCAUCUGUCGCAGACAAUGAGACAAUUCUGGAGUUCUCUGCUCCAUUUCUCAGUGCUCUCGAGAACCUCAUGCUCGCCCAGGCACAAGAAGGUGUCUGGCAACGCGCGGUGAUAGACAAUCUGAAAAACGGCGUCAUUGCCAAAUUGGCUGCUAAGGCUGCUUCUUUCUAUCGUUCAACAUUGCAAACAAUUCGAGAAGCAUCGCCAGCUGUCAUGCAUCUGUUCCCGGCAAGUUGGUUAGCGCAUGUAGAGAUCAAGGCGAGCCAUUUCGAAGGUGUUUCGCAGUACAGGAAGAGCCUCGAUGACAACGCGGCCGGAAGAUACGGCGAGGAGGUCGGCCGACUGACCCAAGCUCUAGCUAUUGUGAAGAAGGGGCAUGAUCUUGCGCGCAGGAGCGAUGUUAACGAAGCGGUUCGGCAGGAUAUUAAGUCGCUCCUAAAUACCGUGCAGACAACGCUGAGGACUUCGGAGCGGGACAAUGACUUGAUCUAUCAUCAAGUAGUACCCUCCGCAGCAUUACUGCCGCCCAUCGCGGAAGUCUCGAUGGUCCAGCCAAUCAUUGCUGGAACCCUUGCGGACCCCAAGACGGCCAUCCCUGAAGAUGCUGUGAUUUUUGGUGAACUUCUCAGCCACGGGGCCAAGCUCGCCAUUGAGAUUUACCACGAUCGUCGUAAAAACUGGGUCGAUGAAGAAGUUGUUGACCGCGCGCGGCGUUUGGACGAUGACUGUACAAGCGUGCUCGGGUCUUUGGGCCUUCCCGCUGCGCUCGAGGCUCUCGAAAAGCCCGUCGGUCUCCCACCGAGCCUCCUCGGGAAGGCGGAGGAAGUCAGGCGGGAAGACGGUCCAUCCAAGAUAGAAGCCUCAAUUGAGAACGUGCAGAAGCUUGCAGAGAGGAAUAUGGAUCUCCUGAACGAGGCAUUUGACAUCUUAGAUCAAGAAGCAGAGGAAGACGAGGUCUUCCAGGCCGAGGCUCCUGCUGUGCGCGCCCCGUCGUCGGAGGCGAACCAGGCCCUCGUGGCGAAAGCACAGCGGUACAAGGGGAUCCUCGACGGCGGGAUGCAAAGCGACGCGAUCGUGCGCGAGAAGUGGGAACAAUGGGAGCGCUUCAUCACGCAACUUACCUGGAGCAAUGAUGAACUCGAGCGGGCGGUACCCUCGUCGACGGCGCCGCUACCGGCGAACAAACCCAACGCCAGGAACCCCAAUCCCACGCAGGGGCAUGCGAGACAGCUGCGCGUCCUGCUCGAGACUCUGGAUGACCUGCAGCGUUCCUGCGCACAGGUGGUCACCCGGGCCACGAGACUCUCAGAGUCCGAAGACAUCGCGCCGCGCAUCCUCAAGGCCGCCGCCGCGGUCGAACGCUGGGUCGAAGUGCAGCCGUCGAUGUUCGAAGACGUUCUGGACGAAGAGCUGGCCAAGUACGAGAAGUUCAGGGCUGAGAUCGAGGGGAGCGAGCAGAAGCAGGGGCGGACCCUCGAUUCUAUCAAGGAGCGCAAUGAUCUGUUCUUGCAGUGUCGGAAGGAUGAUCCAUCUGUCAAGGAGCGAGAGCAUGCACUGCAGUCCUUGGACCUCGCAUAUCACAAGUACAAGGAGAUUACACGGAACUUGGACGAAGGACUGAAGUUCUACAAUGAUAUCAGCGACAUACUAGGGCGAUUGAAGCAGGAUUGCAUUGAGUGGUGCAAUCACCGUCGAAAUGAAAUGCAGUACGUCUCACCUGCCGGCUGCCUCAUGGAUCUUCUCGUGUGCUGA
Messenger RNA from Phanerochaete carnosa HHB-10118-sp, 2232 nucleotides. RefSeq lists its product as uncharacterized. Gene Ontology annotation, cellular component: endosome. The record is from RefSeq and is a predicted model, not a curated record. Gene Ontology annotation, molecular function: protein binding. NCBI's taxonomy places the organism in Eukaryota, Fungi, Basidiomycota, Agaricomycetes, Polyporales, Phanerochaetaceae. The transcript has 15 exons. Bases 1 to 2232 code for a protein of 743 amino acids.